This is a messenger RNA of Polyodon spathula (Mississippi paddlefish), 1980 nucleotides long. It is a transcript of the gene eif3d, whose product is annotated as eukaryotic translation initiation factor 3, subunit D. The transcript is spliced from 17 exons. Gene Ontology annotation, molecular function: translation initiation factor activity. The record is from RefSeq and is a predicted model, not a curated record. The coding region runs from base 156 to 1847 and encodes 563 amino acids. NCBI's taxonomy places the organism in Eukaryota, Metazoa, Chordata, Actinopteri, Acipenseriformes, Polyodontidae. Gene Ontology annotation, biological process: translational initiation. Gene Ontology annotation, cellular component: eukaryotic translation initiation factor 3 complex; cytoplasm.
CAGGACACCGGCCCUGCACCCCGCAUCCGGUCUCUGCGCCGGGCUCCGGAAGCGCGUUUACAGGAGAUUUUUUUAUCCGCGAAUAAAAACCGAGAAACACCCGAGAAAUCAAAAUAAAAACCCACAAACACCCGAGAAAUCAACCCGGGGGCAGGAUGGCACAGUUUAAUGCACCAGUUAUCCAGGAGAACCUGCUUGGGUGGGGUCCUUGUGCCGUACCAGAGCAGUUUAAAGACAUGCCGUACCAGCCCUUCAGCAAAGGAGACCGCCUGGGCAAGGUCGCGGAUUGGACUGGGGCCACAUACCAGGACAAGAGAUACACCAAUAAGUACUCGUCUCAGUUCGGGGGAGGCAGUCAGUACGCUUACUUCCACGAGGAGGACGAGAGCAGCUUCCAGCUGGUGGACACGGCCAAGACCCAGAAAACUGCCUAUCAGAGGAACCGGCUGAGGUUCGCCCAGAGAAACCUGCGUAGAGACAAGGAUCGCAGGAACAUGACACAGUUCAACAUGCAGACUCUGCCUAAGAGUGCCAAGCAGAAGGAGAGGGACCGCAUGCGUCUGCAGAAGAAGUUUCAGAAGCAGUUUGGGGUUCGUCAGAAAUGGGACCAGAAAAAUCAGAGAGGUCCCGGUGGUUACUGGAACAGUUUCAAGGCACAGCUGAAGCCCAGGGACUCCUCGGUGGAGGUGCGCAGUGACUGGGAGGUGAAGGAAGAGAUGGACUUCCCUCGACUCAUGAAGAUGAGGUACAUGGAGGUGGACGACCCCAACGACAUAGAGUGCUGCGGGGCCCUGGAAUAUUACGACAAGGCGUUCGACCGCGUCACCACCAGGAACGAGAAGCCUCUGAAGAGCAUCAAGAGGAUCUUCCACACGGUCACCACCACUGACGACCCAGUCAUCCGCAAGCUGGCAAAGACCCAGGGGAACGUGUUCGCCACGGACGCCAUCCUGGCCACUCUGAUGUGCUGCACGCGCUCCGUGAAUUCCUGGGAUGUGAUCGUCCAGAGAGUGGGCAACAAGCUCUUCUUUGACAAGCGCGACAACUCUGACUUCGAUCUGCUGACGGUGAGCGAGACGGCGAACGAGCCCCCUCAGGACGAGGGCAACUCCUUCAACUCCCCUCGGAACCUGGCUAUGGAGGCGACCUACAUCAAUCACAACUUCUCUCAGCAGUGCCUCAAAAUGGGAGGAGAAAAGUACAAGUUCCCAAACUCCAACCCCUUUGUGGAAGAAGACGUGGACAAGAGCGAGGUGGCUUCGGUGGCUUACAGGUACCGGCAGUGGAGGCUGGGGGAGGAUAUCGAUCUGAUUGUUCGUUGUGAACACGAUGGCGUGAUGACGGGAGCCAAUGGAGAAGUGUCCUUCAUCAACAUCAAGACUCUGAACGAGUGGGACUCAAGGCACUGCAACGGCGUGGACUGGCGUCAGAAGCUGGACUCGCAGAGGGGCGCUGUGCUGGCCACCGAGCUGAAGAACAACAGCUACAAGCUGGCUCGCUGGACCUGCUGUGCCAUGCUGGCUGGAUCAGAGUACCUCAAACUGGGCUACGUGUCUCGGUACCACGUGAAGGACUCUGCCCGCCACGUCAUCCUGGGCACCCAGCAGUUCAAGCCCAACGAGUUUGCCAGCCAGAUCAACCUGAGCAUGGAGAACGCCUGGGGCAUCUUGCGCUGCAUCAUCGACACCUGCAUGAAGCUGGAGGAGGGCAAGUACCUCAUCCUGAAGGACCCCAACAAGCAAGUGAUCCGGGUCUACAGCCUACCUGACGGGACGUUCAGCUCGGACGAGGACGAAGACGAGGAGGAGGAAGAGGAGGACGAGGAGGACGACGAUGAGGAAUGCUGAAGGAGUUCUGAGAAGCAGGGAGCAGUGGAUCCAGCUCUCCAGUACCGGGUCAGAACCACGCUCUCCAGGGAUGAACACAGUCACACAAACAAGCAGAGCACCGCUCUCCAAAAAUAAAAUGAAGUGGACUAGA